CUGUGUGGGAUGAUGACUCACAAACCGAGAGCUGAUGACUACAAAUAUUUUGUGCACGCACCCACGCUCCCAAGCACUCCGCGGCGCGCACUCCCUCCACGUGCACUUUCUCACACAGCGGGCAUCAAAGCCUUUACGUCAAGCCAGACAGGAAGGAGAAAGCAAAUCUGAUGGCACGAUAGCCGGGUCCUCACGUCCAACCGAAACAAAUGCAUACCCGCUUCUCUCGCCCAUGGACGCGCUAUCCUGUUUCACACGGAUUUCGUGUGUGUGCACCGAGGCAGAGCUGAUCUUAUGGCAGACACCAGCACGCCUUGUACCAUCGCCCAUCUGAUCCACUGUGAGAGAAAAUCAGUCGACGAGAGUUAAGUGAGAUGAAAAGCCAACAACGACCAUCACUGCUCGCCUUGUCGGCACUCCUGCUCUGCACAUUACACCAGACAGAUGCUGGGUCAAGCAGAACUCAUCGCAGCAGCUCAGCAUCAUCAACAUCAACAACAUCCCCAUCAGAGGUGAGAGGCAGGAUUCAUUCGGGGACGCCCCAAAACUGGCUGAAACAGACUAACGUCACUUCAAACUAUGGCAAUCACAGCCUCGAAAGUAGGCCGUCACCAAAGCUAAAAGAGGUAUCAGGCCAAGUGAAUAGCUUCUCUUACAACACCAGCAGAGGCAAUAUUUCUACUGUGAUAUCCGAGAGGUCGAGGGCACCGAGCUGGAGCCCAGAGGAAGGGGUGUCACCGCUGUGUGCCUACCGAGUGAUCGAGGGAGGCAUCGGGGGGCAGCUGUGUUUUCGACACACGCUGCCUGCUGGGUACAAGUGUCGCAAGGGAGACUGCAGGACAGCGGUGUCUUUUGGGAAUCUGGUGGCAAAUAUUCUUAUCAAUGGCAGCGUACUGUUACAGUGGACCCAUGAGGGAGAAUCCACGAUGGCCAGCCGAGAUGUAAAGACAAAAGAGACUGCGGCUGGUCAGAGGAGCAGUGAGGAUCCUGGGACGAAUUUAACAAGGGAGCACACUCUGAGCUCAAACACUGUUUUCGGUGGCCGACGCCACAGAAGGGGAGGCUACGAGUUGAGCUGCUGGUGGAAUGGAAGCUAUACUCAGUUUGAGUGUGCUGGUGUCCAUCUUGGAUCUGGCUGCAGGGACUUUCUCCUGACCGAGCUGCACGAGAACAUCCCCUACCGAAUCUGCCUGCGCUCCCUGGCCCACUCUGAUCCCGCUCAGAGAGCAGACCAGCGGGACUGUGUCGAGUUUACCCUGCCACCGUCUGGGAUGCAGGAUAUUGUGAUUGCCAUGACAACGGUGGGGGGAGCUAUUUGCGUGAUGCUGGUCAUCAUUUGUUUGCUGGUGGCAUAUAUCACAGAAAACAUUAUGAGCCCCACGACGCAGCACUCAUACUCCUACCGCACUCACUCGCAUCACUGACUGAAUACAAGAUGCUAAAUAAAUAAAAUGGCCUACAUUUAACAGCCAUGAUGACCAUGUCUAAUCCUUAGAUCACUCAUUGUCAAAUAGUUAUUUUUCAAUCAGCCACAUAAUAUGAUAUACACGUCCUGUUAUGACUGAAUUGAAGCCCAAUCUACUGUGGCUCUGCAAAUAACAUGCCUUGUGAACCUCUGCGAGGAUGCACUGAACCAAAAGUACUGAUAAUCUACAUUUAUUAUUAUACAGUAGUUUACUGUGCUAUGUUUUUGUUCAAGGUUGUCUGUGAUUGAGUUUGUCAGUCUGUAUGCUGGCAGCAACUAUACAGCAAUACAAUCAGAUCGGAAACAGCAGUUUUUUUGUUGUUGUUGUUUUGUUUUUUUGCCAAAUGUGCAGCCAGUGAAAGUGUCCAGUCAG
This is a messenger RNA of Larimichthys crocea (large yellow croaker), 1838 nucleotides long. RefSeq names its product fibronectin type III domain containing 10 (gene fndc10). The transcript is spliced from 2 exons. Bases 375 to 1424 code for a protein of 349 amino acids. Lineage: Eukaryota; Metazoa; Chordata; Actinopteri; Sciaenidae. The record is from RefSeq and is a predicted model, not a curated record.